AUUCUACUUCCAGAAUAUGUAACCUCCUACUGAAUGGAUAAAACAAUGUGAAUCAUUUCCUGAUUAUAAUUUUGAAGAUCAACUAAGUUCCGAUAAUUAACUAUAGUUGGACAAUGAACAAGAAAUGUGUAAAUGUAUUUAAACAACAAUAAUAUUUGUUUAUUAUUCAUACUACUACUACUACUACUACUGAUAACAAUAAUAAUAAUAGUAGUAGUAGUAGUAAUGGUAAUAAUCAUAAUAAAUAUUGUCUGAUUAUGAUGAGUAUAAAAGGAUUCAAUAAAUGAUAUAAACAAAUAUUUAUAUUUAGAAUUUUCAUUAUUAUUUAUAACAACUACUUAAUAUGAAAUACUACUGUUUACAGAAUAUUUCCUUAAUGGUAAUCACUAUGGUGUUGUUAUUGAUGACAAUGAUGAUCAAUGUUAAUUAUUCAUAUACAAUUGAAGAAGACCAGUAUGGAGAUUCAGAUGGUGAGAUAGAUGGUGAUUAUGAAUAUGAGGAUGGAGAUGAAACGGAUGUUGGGAAUGAAGAUGGCUAUGAAAAUGAAGGAGUACUGAAUGAUCCACAUUUCUAUAGGAAAGGACAUUAUAAGAAAUGAGGUUUUUAUAUAUUUGGGCAAGACUGAUUACCGACUAGUCAGGAUUGUAUCUUUUAAAAUGUAACAACUAAUAGUUUGAAAUGAUAAAAUAGUACAAUAAAUGAAUUUGCAUUGUU
Molecule: messenger RNA, 714 nt
Organism: Schistosoma mattheei
Lineage: Eukaryota; Metazoa; Platyhelminthes; Trematoda; Strigeidida; Schistosomatidae
Source: the annotation of a GenBank genome assembly